Elgaria multicarinata webbii is the source of this 2251-nucleotide messenger RNA. RefSeq names its product pyrimidinergic receptor P2Y6 (gene P2RY6). NCBI's taxonomy places the organism in Eukaryota, Metazoa, Chordata, Lepidosauria, Squamata, Anguidae. Gene Ontology annotation, biological process: phospholipase C-activating G protein-coupled receptor signaling pathway; cellular response to pyrimidine ribonucleotide. Gene Ontology annotation, cellular component: plasma membrane. The coding region runs from base 78 to 1049 and encodes 323 amino acids. The record is from RefSeq and is a predicted model, not a curated record. The transcript has 2 exons. Gene Ontology annotation, molecular function: G protein-coupled ADP receptor activity; G protein-coupled UDP receptor activity; G protein-coupled UTP receptor activity.
CGCGCGCGAGGUUCCGGUGGCUUGGAGGACAACCCUGGGUUCGAGUCAAGCAUACCCGAAGCCCGGUGAUUUUAGCCAUGGAUAACCUGACUUCUUCCGCUGGCGAGAAGGACUCCUGCACUUACCACGAAGAGUUUAAGCAGAUCCUGCUGCCCGUGGUCUACUCCGUGGUCUUUGUGCUGGGGCUGCCCUUGAACUUCAUCGUCAUCGUCCAGAUCUGGCUGUCCCGCAAAGCGCUGACCCGCACCACCAUCUACAUGCUGAACCUGGCGUCGGCCGACCUCCUCUACGUCUGUUCCCUGCCGCUCCUCAUCUACAACUACUCCCAGAAAGACUACUGGCCCUUUGGCGAUUUCACGUGCCGCUUCGUGCGCUUCCAGUUCUACACCAACCUGCACGGCAGCAUCCUCUUCCUGACCUGCAUCAGCGUCCAGCGCUACCUGGGCAUCUGCCACCCUCUCUCCACCUGGCACAAAAAGAGGGGGAAAGGGUUCACCUGGAUGGUGUGCGGGGUGGUGUGGGUGGUGGUCAUUGCGCAGUGCCUGCCCACGUUUAUCUUCGCCUCCACGGGCAUCCAGAGGAACCGGACGGUGUGCUACGACCUGAGCACCCCGGAAAGCUCUGCCAGCUACUUCCCUUACGGCAUCACCUUGACAGUCACGGGGUUCUUGAUCCCCUUCGUCUCCAUCUUGGGGUGCUACUGCUGCAUGACCAAAAUCCUCUGCCAGAAGGACGAGAUGAUUGGGCUGGCCGUCCGCAAGAAGAAAGACAAGGCCAUCCGGAUGAUCAUCAUUGUCGUCCUGGUCUUCGCCGUCAGCUUCUUCCCCUUCCACCUGACCAAGACGAUGUAUCUGAUCGUCCGCGCCAUACCGGGGGUGCCCUGCCUCACCAGGCAGGCUUUCGCCAUCACCUACAAAUGCACCCGGCCUUUUGCGAGCAUGAACAGCGUCCUGGACCCCAUCCUCUUUUACUUCACCCAGCGCAAGUUUCGGGAAAGCACCAGGCAUUUGCUGGAUAAGGUCAGUUCCAAGUGGAAGCACGACUCCUGAAGGACGGGCGUGAGAGGAGCAUGUGAGCAAGCGUGCGCCUGUGUCAAGGAGGCACAACCAGCGUUGUGCCGUCGUUUAGGCCUUCUCCCUCGCUGCUGCAACCUCAUGGCCCAGCCAGAGGGGUGAUGGGCCUAGUUUGACUCAAAGCCCAAAGGCCUGACUCCGGUUGCCAUGCCAACCCCACUCAGAAGGCCUCCGCUUCUUCGCCGAGAAGGGGAAUGUUACCGUGUAAAUAAUGGACUGCCAGUACGUGCCGCCUCUCUCCCUUCCACCAUGGCUGAGCGGAACCGUUCGUACUGGUUUUGGAGAUGGCUUUAUUCCAUGUGUUGGAAGAGCAGCCAGGAACCAGGGAGAGUAGAAGACAAUGAAUCAUAGAAUCAUAGAAAAGCAGAGUUGGAAGGGGCCUACAAGGCCAUUGAGUCCAACCCCCUGCUCAAUGCAGGAAUCCACCCCAAAGCAUCCCUGACAGAUGGUUGUCCAGCUGCCUCUUGAAGGCCUCUAGUGUGGGAGAGUCCACCACCUCCCUAGGUAACUGAUUCUAUUGUCGUACUGCUCUAACAGUCAGGAAGUUUUUCCUGAUGUCCAGCUGGAAUGAGCAGGCAUGCUGCUUAUGUACAGUUAUGUCAAUGGGCGUCUUUCGAGGAAGAUCCCUUUAAUGAAAGGUCCCAGGUGGGGAUGAUCAGGGAGAGAUCUCCCUUAACUGUUGCAAUCCUGUGGGGCUCAGCAAAGGACUGUUCAAGAAACAGUAUUAUUACUGCUCCGCUUUGGAGGACUCUCCGGACGUUGAGGUCUAUUGUAUAAUUGGGUUUUUGUCCCCAAACAUCACCUGUGAGCGGAUUCUUUGACGAGAGAUCUUCAACAAACCCACAGAGACUACCACUAGGACUGGAGAAUGAAUGGCAGGAAAUAAGUGGGUCAAAACCUGAAUACGGUGGGAGCUGCUGUAGGGGUGGAACCUGGCCCUGAUACUUCGAUUUAGGAAAUGGGGUAUUGUGCGGUACACACACAUACACACGCACACGUAUGGUUUCACUGUAGGGACCCUGUUAGACAUCAUCAGUGUUUAAUUGGCUUAAUGCCAUUUCUGCGUAGCCUUGAUUUAGAGGACAGGGCUCCUGUAUCUUGUAUAGAAAAGGGAAUUUCAUCAGGUGUCAUUGUUAUGCAUGCAGCCCCUGGUGAAAUUCCCGCUUCAUCACAACAGU